Zingiber officinale is the source of this 2002-nucleotide messenger RNA. RefSeq lists its product as uncharacterized. NCBI's taxonomy places the organism in Eukaryota, Viridiplantae, Streptophyta, Magnoliopsida, Zingiberales, Zingiberaceae. The transcript has 2 exons. The record is from RefSeq and is a predicted model, not a curated record. Bases 752 to 1783 code for a protein of 343 amino acids.
UGAUCCAAGAACAAUAUGUGGAUCCAGAUAAAAGACCUCCUUUUGAUAUUAUGAUGAAUUUGAUUUGGUGACUCCUUGAUACCAAAAGUGAGGGGAUAAAGUGAGGGGAACAAACUUUGAAACUAAGAAAGGUAUGAACAAGAAAACGGAAGCGGAAAACAGGAUUGAAGUAAAAGGAUAAGUAUUUAGAGAACUUAUUAAAUUACAGACACUUCUUACUUCUAGAACUUCCCUGAGUAAGGCUCAAGUUAGGCUUGAAUGUCUUGCAAAGGCUCCUCAGCUCAUCUUAUAUAGAAGAAAGGAGAAAGCCUCGGGUGCUUAGUGGGCCCAUCGGCAGGAUUUCACCUUAUCUGAUAAGAUCGAGUAUGAGGUGUCUUUAUUUAAAGAAGGAUAUUAUUCCUUCUGUGACAUGACUAAAGAAAGAUUUGAUUCCUUCUUUUACAAAGCACACAAAUGCCUAUCCUUUUGUAACUUUUGCAAAGAUGCUGCUUUCAAGAGAUCAUUAAAAGACCUAUCCUUUUGUAGUCAAAUACCUAUCCCAGGGUAUUACAAAGGAUCAGGAUCGGGCACAAAGAAGUAUGGCUUACGAAGAAGCAGAACUUAAAAAGGAAAGCCACAUGAUACACAUGCAAGGGUGGAAAAACAUAAGCAUUUAUUAAAAAAUAAAAAAUGCAAAUGUUAUCUUUGUGGACAGGAAGGGCAUUUUGCACGAGAUUGUCCGAACGACAAAAUAAGCAGUAAAAGGGUUGCUAUGUUCGAGCAACUUGAUAUUCCCGAUGAUUGUGAAAUUCUCUCUGUCCAAGAAGGUGAAAACCUUAGUGAUGCUAUCUACAACAUUUCAGAGGGGGAGGAAACAAAUGAUCUACAAAGGUCAAUACAAACGUUAAUACUCUCUGAAAAUAUUUUUAUGCUGGGACAAAUAGACGGUGGUUAUCGACCACAGAUUAAAGUGACAGAUCAGCAGUAUGAGUGUGCCCAUCAAUGGAUAGCCAAUGGGGACACUUAUCCCCCGCAACCUAUUAAAUGCACAGGAUGCCAAAGGGACACACAGAAGAGGGCACGAAUUCAUUGCUCAAAUUAUUUAAUAACCACAUGCAAUUUAUGCGGCCCAUAUUAUUUUGGGCAAAAGGUACCAAUACUACCUCCUUCCACUCCUUUCUUUCCUAACAAAUUGUUACAGGAACAACAGAAAUACAUUUCCUGGAGUGAAUCUGAAAUAGAAAGGCUAAAGCAAGAAGUUUCUUAUUAUAAGAAUCUUUAUGAAGAACUUAAUCUAGAACGGGAUCUUCAACGUGAUUUUGAAAAUCUUGCCACUACACACUUUGAAGAAGGAGAUGAAGAAAAUGAUUUGGUCACUUCUUCACAACUUGCUCAUGUGCUCUAUACAGAGGCAACUGAAAGAGUUUCUUUAACUCAAGGAAGUCCAAGUCCCCGACUUGUCAAAAUUCUAUUAUAUAAUCUUCAGGUGGAAAUUGAUAUUCCAGGUAUCCCAAAAUUUAUUUUAAGGGAAAUUUUAGAUACUGGAGCUACUACCUGUUGUGUAGAUCAACAUUCGGUACCAAGCAAAGCAUUAGAAGAAAAUUCUUUUCUAGUACACUUCUCCGACAUUAAUUCACAGCAAACAACAAAGUUGAAGUUGAAACCAGGGAACAUGACAAUUGGUGAUAAUAAUUUCCGAAUACCAUACACCUACAGUUUCCCUAUGAUCUUGGGAGACAAUUCAGAUGAUUAUCGGCGGCAAUUUUAUUCGAGCAAUGAAUGGAGGAGUACGUAUAGAAGGUAACAUUGUUACUUUUUACAAAAACCUGACUGUCGUAAACAGUCUUCCCGCAGUAAAUACACAGGCAACAAUUCAAGAGCUUGAUCUCGAAGAAGAAGAAUAUUUACAAAUAAAAGAAGUGGUAUUCUAUUCUAUUGGCCAGUCUUCACAAACCUUUUCUGAGCAGUUUGGGCCUUUGCUAAAAGAAUUAGAACAACAAGGCUAUAUUGGAGAAAACCCAUU